AUGGCUUUGGGAAAAAGUAGACUGACUUUCUUGCUCAUGCUGGCUUUCUUUGGCGUUUGUUUUGGUGCUGUGUAUAGAGUUGGUGACUCCAAUGGGUGGACUUCUAGAGGCCUUGUUGAUUACAAUGAGUGGGCUUCAACAAAAGACUUUUAUGUCAACGAUACCCUAAUUUUUACUUACAACAAUCAAUUCCACAACGUGAUGCAAGUUACUAACCAAGAUUUCGAAUCUUGCAACCCUACCUCUCCGGUCGCAGUCUAUACCUCGGGAUCUGACACCAUCACCCUUGAAAGACAUGGAAACUUUUACUUUAUGUGUGGCGCUCCUGGCCAUUGUCAAGCCGGACAAGGGUUGAGAUCACGGCCACCCUACCUACACCAGAUGACUCAUUUGCAAGUCCAAGCCCGACACCUUAUGGAUCAUCACCUUCAGCCUCUCAUCCUGAAGUGCUUUCGCCAAGCUCAGCCCUAA
Messenger RNA from Prunus armeniaca (apricot), 471 nucleotides. The record is from the annotation of a GenBank genome assembly. NCBI's taxonomy places the organism in Eukaryota, Viridiplantae, Streptophyta, Magnoliopsida, Rosales, Rosaceae.